Schistocerca gregaria is the source of this 8572-nucleotide messenger RNA. RefSeq names its product 5'-nucleotidase domain-containing protein 3 (gene Nt5c). The transcript has 9 exons. Gene Ontology annotation, molecular function: 5'-nucleotidase activity. Bases 2458 to 3714 code for a protein of 418 amino acids. NCBI's taxonomy places the organism in Eukaryota, Metazoa, Arthropoda, Insecta, Orthoptera, Acrididae. The record is from RefSeq and is a predicted model, not a curated record.
UCUACUUGUUCCCCUACCACUUGUCACUUGCAGAUAAAGAUAAUGCUGCGCAGGGAUUCAUGUGCUUGUUUUGCUAACCUGGCAGUGUUAUGUCUCGAAUAACGAAACCCUUCGAAAAAUAUUGUUUGAUACCCGGAAAGUGUCUUAAACCUUAUGAUGCCACCGACCAAAUAUUGCACUGUAAAUGUUUGUCAUCAAGCCCCUACGAUCUUGGCCGCGGUCGUUUUCGAUGAUAAUGUAGGUUAGGAGUCGUGAAGCUGAGAUGAUACCCUGCUACAUUAAGGACAUUUUGAUUUGUUUUAAGUGAAAUAAUAUUAAGGUUUCUGUUGUGUUCCAAGUAAUUGAAAGUACGAAGUGAUUUAGUGAAGUUUACCGUUGUACUUUGGCACCUUCAUGAAGUUGAGCAGCCCUUCUCAUUCCCCUAAAUAUUUCAGUUUUGCAUAAUGAUUACCAUGCAUUUCAUAUUACUAGUAAACUUACAGCUGAGGCAUCGCACAGUGAGUGAAGCAGGGAAUGAUUAAUGAAGACCAUUCCCCGACCAACUUGAGGAUAUCGUAUUGUUUAGCUUUUAUUUAACAAACUGUCUUUCAUUAAACCGAUAUUUUUAUUAAUAUUUUGGAUUUGAAAGAGACUGAAGUUACGUCUCAUUGAAUUAAAUGGUAUUAUACCAGUUACAUGCACGUAAUUUGGAACGCAAACUGGGCAUAUUAAUUUAUGUUUCCCAUGGGAUCUUACAUACUGAUAACUUAAAUGAAACUCCAAAUACUUUCAAAACUUAGUGGAAUAUGAAAAACAAAUUCUUCUUUGUCAUUCCCAUUUCGUUCAUUAAUAAUCAUUCUGCUUAGGCCUAGAUACAAAAUAAGGCGAUGGAAAAAGAUUAUGAGCACCCAAAUUAAUUUAGUCCUAACUGUCAUGUGUAACUGCCUGCAAUAUGUGACAAAUAGUUGCAGUGUACUUCCAAAGCUUUGUUCCGUGCCUUGCCCCCUCACUCUUUUCACGUUACUUGGUACUUGCACAACAGCACAAAUAAAAAAUAACUGUUGAAGCUGAAAAAGAAAUGUUCACAUUGGACUGUACUGUAUAAGCAGUUCUACUUCAGGCACAGGAAUCAGUCACAGUUUCAUAGGUCAAAAUCUUUUAUAUAUUCUAUUACAGUUAUGAUACUCAUUAUGUCUGCUGAUGACAUUUCUUUGUUUUAUUUUCGUGUGUACAUUGAAGCAUAUAGAGCAAGCAGUCUCAUCAUUAUUAUGAUAGGCAUUAGAUAAUGGACAAGUCUCUGUCGAGUACUUUGAUGCAUGUUAUGAACAUAUAUUUUACAUAAACUACAAAAAAUUCUAGGAUGAUUUACUAUGUAACUUUUUACCAAAUAGUUCCUGGAGAUUGCUUGUAAUAUUAUAAUACUACUACUUUUCUGGUUCCUGGUCAUUCUCUUAUUGUGUUAUCGUGUUUCUUCUGCUAGUAGCUUAUUCUCAUUGUGACUAAGGGUUGUUCAGAUCCCAAAGUUUGUGUUUAAUUGUGGAGGCUACUGACAAAUGAAUAAAUACAAUUUUUUAUUCAAUAUCAUAAAUAAUUUCUUAGAAGUAUUUUACAAUUUUAUAGUCUGUAAAUAUGGCAGCCUAUCUCCACACCUGAUUUAGUAAAAAACUCCACAGCAUAUGUUUAUUUCAGUUCAUAGAAAAAAACAUACAUCUAUUUUACUGACAUCAUUUCAUCCUCCAGCAGCUUUGAGGUGCACAUAUAACUCACUGAAUUGUUUAGUUGUAUGUACGCCGUUUUCAGUUCUCAUUCCAAAGCUUAGUAAUUUUUGAGUUAAGUACACUUUUAAAUGCACUGCUCAAAGCUUUCUGUUUUUAUAUUAGUGGUGAAAACUUGUGUUUAGUGAUGGGAGGAUUCUAUCUGCAUCUCCGUGAUGAUCAAUAGGCAUUUGCUACUUGAGUUGAUACUGAACUUGAUUGUGGGGACUGCCCCAGGCAUCAUGAUGUUGAAAGCUAUGGCCUACAAUGACUGAACUCCUCUAGUAUUUUUUGAACAAAUACUGCAUAGUGCAGUGUAGUGUACCUUCAGAAUAACAUCCAGUCUGUUCUGUUGUCAUUCCUACAAACGUGAGGAGGUGCUGUUUUCCAGUAGACUGUGCACAUCUAUUGUGCUCUCCAUAAUGUUGUUAAGUUGCCUGGCCAACAUAAUCACUAGAUCAGGCCCUGAUGAGUACAUGAAAGAAUGAUUUGGCCUGAAAUACUGGUAACUGCUCUGAUCAGUUAUGACAAGAGGUAUAAGUAACAUGGAACAUUAUCUUCCUGUUCAGCAUAGUCAUUUCUACUACUAUAUGAAAAUGAAGCUAAGAAGCUGCCCCCUGAUGUAAACCCAAAAGGGGUUUUUGCAUGUAAUGAACUUGAUCUGGAGGAAGUGAAAGUUUACGGCUUUGAUUAUGACUACACAAUUGCAUGUUACAAGCCUUCCAUGGAUUACUUAUUAUAUAAUCUUGGGAAAGAAACACUCGUCAACAGAUACAAGUAUCCAAACAGUAUAAAGUUACUGGAAUAUAAACCAGGAUUUGCAGUACGGGGGCUUCAUUAUGAUAUAGAAAAAGGUCUACUGCUGAAGAUUGACUCAUUCCUCCAGAUACAACUAGGCAGUGUGUAUCGUGGCUUAUCUCCUGUGUCAGAUGAUGAAGUUCUGAAAUUAUAUAAGAAUCGAAUUAUUCCUUUAGCCUAUGUAGAACCAAGGAACUAUCAGGCUGAUAUUAAAACAAAAAUGGUUCAGUUAGCUGACUUAUUUUCUGUGCCAGAAAUGGGACUACUAUGUGAUGUUGCAGAAUAUUUUGAGAAACAUCAUAUUGAUUAUCACCCUGAAAUUCUCUUCAGGGAUGUCAAGAAUUCUAUAAGAAGCUGCCACCCUAUCAUGCAUGGAAUUGUUGAAAAAAAUGUGUCUGAAUACAUAGAAGAAAACAGUUGUAUAAGGCAAUUUUUUGAAAGACUGGCUGCUGCAAACAAAAAUCUAUUCCUUGUAACAAACAGUCCUUAUCGCUUUGUCAACAAGGGAAUGGAACUGUUGGUUGGACAAGACUGGAGAGACUUCUUUGAUGUUAUAAUCGUCCAAGCUCGAAAACCACGCUUUUUCACAGAUGAAUCGCGACCUCUGAGACUGUAUGAUAUAGAUAAUGAAAUUCAUGUAUGGGACCGUGUUUUGAAACUUGAGAAAGGAAAAAUCUAUUGUGAGGGAACUGUUAAACAGUUACAGGAGAUGACUGGAUGGUUUGGACAACAGGUAUUAUAUUUUGGCGAUCACCCAUACAGUGACCUGGCUGAUGUUACUCUUGAACAUGGAUGGCGUACUGGGGCUAUCAUCAGUGAGCUCACGCAUGAAAUUGAAACUCUUAAUAACCCUGAGUUCAAGCAGCAAUGUAAUUGGCUGCAAAUGUUGACACAACUGAUAGAAGAUCAUCAAGAUAGAGAUGAACCUGAAUCCUUACAGGAACUCAAAAAAUGGAUGGCUGAAAGAGAUGAGCUCAGGCACAGGAUCAAGAAUGUGUUCAAUGAACAAUUUGGCAGUGUUUUUCGAACUUACCACAACCCUACAUAUUUCUCAAGGCGCUUGUUUCGCUUUGCAGACAUAUAUACUUCCAACAUUACAAACUUGCUCAAUUAUUCUGUGAAGCACACCUUCUAUCCACGUAGAGGUGUUAUGCCUCAUGAAUAUACCUCAUAUUUUGUUUGAGAGAAAAAUGUAUUUUACUUUUAUUUGCAAGCAGCUGUAAGAUAUCGACAAAAGUAAUGAAUUGCUUUAAUUGUAGUGUGUGUAAAGAUGUAAUUUUGGAGGGAGAUGUAAGUGAUUGACAAUAAUUAAAAAUGAAAUGUAAUUAGCACAUCACAAAGAAUUAAGUAACUCUCCUUUGUGUGAAGUAUUUCAUGUUUGGAAUUUGGAGAGAGUUUUAUCAGUAUGUUAUAACUCUAACUUUUAUAAGCAGGCAUUCUGACAAGACUCCCUUUUUUUUUUUUUUUUUUUUUUUUUUUGUCAUCUUCAAAGGAAUGUUGGGGAUGUUAAAUGAAACUGUUUGCAGGACACAAAUAUUUCUCUUGUUCCUAGCAGACUAGUUUUUAAUUAGGUAGUUCUAAUGGUACCAGUAUUGAAUUAAUUAGCAUAUGUACUUUUUAAAUUUUGACACUUUUGCAUUAUAGCUUUAUAUCUUUUGAAUUUACUUUGCAACUUUAAUUUAAAAAAAGUUCAUCAAGCUUAUGACAGUAUUGAAAAGAUGAUCAUGAGACUUCUUGUAUUAUCAGUUGUGGAAAAAUUGCUUGCAUUGCAGAUUAAAUGAAACAAUCACUGUUUGUAUAUACAGCCUGUAUUUGUAAAGUUUCGCCUAUCCUGUCAAAGAAAUAGUCACCAGUUAUGUGAAUGUAUUCCAUAAGUGUAAGGGAUAUAGAAAAUUGCACUCAGUGGCACAGGGAAAAAGUGCAGACUGUGAAUAAAACCUUGCUCAUUAGACAUAGAGGUUAGAUAUUAACCAUAAUUUGUUUGUCAUUAUGACAAUUAAAACUAGAUCCUGGUGGAUGGAAGACAUUUACCCACAACCUGUCAAAACUCCAAAGAACAUGGCGCUUAUUUUUUCCUAAACUUAACUCUCGUAUGGAAGCUUAAAACAAACUAGGUGAAAAUAGAAAACAAACAGAAUACAGAGUUAUGAUUGAUGCUAAUAGCAGUCUAUUGACCAAACAGAAGUCAUAAUUGAGAAGCAAAAUUGAGGCAGAAAUGAAAACAAAUUUUAAAAAAUGAUGAAUCACAUAAACGAGAAAACAGGUAGAACAGAAGUGACACAAAUUAAACUGAAAAAGAUAGUUAAAUAAAUUGAGGAAUGAAUACAGGGAAAAAAGAAACAAAAUGGCAUUAGAAUUCAUUAAAUUUCAGGAGUUCUUUUAAGCAAAAACAUCUUUGUGAGUUUAUUAAAGAAAUUACUUGAUUCGUGAUUUUUCCAGGUUGUAACUCCCAUAUCUUUUAAUUAAAUUCUUCACAAAGAUGUUCUUAAAGUGCAGCAUUGAUAACACAGAAUGGUACAAACAUUUAGGCACAGAUUCAGUUUAUGUGUUGUCUUUGCUGCUCAUCAGUGUCUCUGGUGCUUAAGUGUUUGUGGUUUACAACAAUGAAAUGAGUUAUUGUAAUCUCAAUCAGUCAGCUCACUCUGAAAAUGGCCAAGAGGUUUCUCGCCAAAAUAUUAGAAGAUGCAGCUGCGCUCCCAAAUUUUAAUGGAUCAGUUAUUGCACUGUGAAAACAUUAAGACACACAACAAGGAAUCCUGUCAACAGAGAAGAGUAGAUAGGCACAAAGAUAAAGAACAAAGCAGAAGAAAGCAUGAGAUAGGGACCAAGAAAGAGCACUGCAUAUGAUAAAAUCAGUCCGAAGGGGAUAAUAGCAAAGUCAUUUUAUCUCUACAUCGUGUCCAACUGUACUCCAUCCCUGAUGUCAACAAACAAUUAAACUCUAAUUUUCCCAUUUAAAAAAUCAUAAAAUGUAUUCUUUUUACCAUUACCUUGGCCUUCCUUUCCUGCUAAUUUGGCUUCAGUUCCUGGCAAAUGAAUCUUAGAAUUUAAAAAAAAUAGGAUUUGUGUUUAAAUGGGUUUUCUUGUGUGAACUACUUGGGUUUUACAACUUUCAAAACAACCAAGAAUUGCUUAUGUUCAUACAGUUUGCAUUAUCUUUUCACUUUUUUGCUCAUAUUAUAUUACAUGCACUCACUUUCAUUUUUAACAUUACUUGAAAUCCAGUACAUUUAGAAGAUUUAUUGUUAUUAAUAAAAUAAGGUGGAGUUUAUUGCUAUAGAUUUUUAUAUAUUUGUAUGUCACUGUUGAAAUUGUCAGUAACGUUGUUAUUCUUUUAACUGGCAUCUCUCUAGAAACAGUUAUGUUUGAUGAACUUAUUGAAAAAGUUUAAGAGCAGCAGGAAAAUUACCUAUGAAAAAUAGUAAUCCAAUUGCCAGUUGCUGAAUUCAAUUCAUACAUUUUGUCAUCAUUUUGUUUAUGGAUUUUAUUGAUUCAAGUAGUUAAUGGACCCAAAGACUGUCACUCCAGCUGUUAAAAUAAAUAUAUUUACUAACAAAAUUUUGAUGUCAUAUUUGACAUUUUGACUACUGUCUGUGUCUUUAUAUGUGAAAGAAGUACAUUUUUUAAAUAGGACUUUCUUUCUACUAAGAUGUAUUUGAAUGAAUACAACAAAGAUUCUGUGAAGAACAUGAUUAAACUAAGCAAAAGGUGAUGUGUAAGGCAUCAGUCUCAUAGGAAAGCUCUUAAUUUUUCAACUGAAUAUGUAUGAGAAUUGUAUGACAGGUAGUUAAUCUCUCAUGUGGUUAAUUUGUGAUUUUUACUGUUCCUUGUUUUGUAAUAUAUGAACACAGGCAACUUCAUUACAAAUACAUUUAUUUCAUUGAAGAUUUGCAGCUAUUGUAUGAUGAAUACUUUGAAUGAUAAGAGGAAAUUAAGCACAGAUAUUUAUUUACUGCAUUACUGUUGUUACGAUUUUGUCCUGAACAGUUCAUCAUGUUUUGGGAAAGGACAAAUGAUUCAUUUUUGUAUUUUUUUAGGUAUUACCUUUAAGUGAAUUUUUAUAUAUUUAUAUUUUUGUAAUUUUAGCUUUUUGUCACAUUUUUGAGUGCCAUACCAUGUCAGAAAGAUACGGAUUGACUAAAUACAACUGAUAAGCUGAACAAGCAACAGAUUACAUUCUUACGAGGAAGUUUAACUAGUCAUUUUAACUAUUACUAGUACAAAUCAGCCAUGCUGCAGACUUAUUAGAACUUCCACAAAUUAUUUGUGUAGAAUACUGUUGGAAUAUUUACUCUAGAUGCAAGAAAUAAAUGCUUGAUGAUUUAGAAAUGAGAUAUGUAAAUGGAAAUGUCAUUAUUUUCACUUUUAAAGUAUUAGUAGGAGAGGAAUUUCUGUGAAGUCUAGUUUCUUUAUGUUAUACAUAAAGAGAUCCACACUGAAACUUUAUUUGAUUUCAUUUUAUUCACGACAUUGCUGUAUUCCAGUAAAUGGAUGUGACAGAAUUUACACCAUGACUUCAGAAGUAUUAUUGUACCCUGUAACUAUAUAUUGUUGUUUUGUUAUAAAAAUAUUUAAUAAAUAAAUGAUAAUUUGAGAUUAAUAUUCCUUAAAUUCUGAGAAGGUGAAUACUGUUAUGAAGCAUUUGGUUGCUUCUGAGAAAUAUUUUUUAAUUCAUCUUGAUAAAUACAUUGACAUAGAAAUCUUGAGAUUCACAGUUAGGUGUCUCGGAUUAUUUUUUGUAUAAAAAUACCUCUUUCUAUUAAUUGAUUAGAAAAUACUCAUUUAGAUAAUGAGUUAUUGUAACACACAGGAAUUUAUGUGUAUUAUAAAAUAUAACAGUAUUUUAAAUGUGUUUUCUUCCUUCUUUAAAGUUGUGCAAUUUAAUGUAACAUAUGUUGUUUUCCACCUUACAGUAUAAAUCAUAUUAACAGACACAUGUUCAGUCAUGUAUGCCAUCAUUAUUUACUUAUGCUGAGUACCACUUACAAGUCACUCCUGCACUGCAUUGCUUUUGUGCAUUGUAAACUUGGGCAUUAUAUGGUCCCUUGUUCUUAAGUUAACCAUACCAAAUAAAACACAGAUGUUUGUCUCAUUGCAUUUAACUAGAUAAACCAAAUAAAACACAAAUAAAGUAAUGUAACUUUGAUGUUACACAUAUGUGUUGUCAGUGCUCAGAGACAGUCAUUAACUGUUCAUCAGUUACUCACAAGUAUUAGUAAUUCACUUGAAUUGACAAUAACAUCAGUGUUUUGUGUCUUGUAACCAAUUAAAAUUUUGAGUUGCAAUUUUGGACUGCCCUUAUUUAUAAAUUACAACUGUCUCCAUGGCUGGAAACAGCUUUUAAUGAAAAUCAUAAUGUGCUCUUCCUACACAGGAAGUCAUAUCAAAAUAUUGUGUGUUGUCAUUAGUAUUUUGUAUCAACAAAUGGAAUUCUUAUUCUGAUAUGUGGAUUAUACUAGAAGACAACUACAAUUGCAGUGGCAGGCUGGACCUAACAUACACACAUUUAUAGAACAGAUGGAUGAACAAUCAUGAUCUAUAAUGUGCAUUUUUAACUUGCAGUAUAAUGAAUAAUCCAUUAAAUUUUGGGCAUGCAGCCUUGCAAAUACUAUCACUUCAACUGAUAUUUUGGCACUAUUAUCAAGCCAUCCACAGAGUGAGUUGAGACUGACAAUAAGGUGCCAAGGAAAGCUCAAUAUACUUCACUCCAGCAACCAAAAUAUCAGCUGAAGAAAUGGUAUUUGCACUGCUUCAUUGCCAAAAUUUAAUGGAGGAUCUGUAGUAUAUAGCCAGUUCUGAAAUUAGCUUUUCAGACAAUGACACCACAAUGAGUUAAUACUGUAGACUGGUUCUGCUUCCAUCUUUAAAGUUUGUUGAAUUAAAAGCAUAGGUGUGAGAUGGAAUGCAAAAAGGGACCUCUUGUUGAAAAUUUUGGAUUUUCUCCCAUUGUAAUUUUUAUGUUCAGCAGAUUUAUAUCUCUAAAUUUCAGUGAGUUAUGACAGGUUGAAUAUUGGUGAUGGAAAAUAGAUGUUUUUAGAUAA